AUGCCAGCCACCCUGCUCAGUUGGACAUCAGGGAAACUUCGACAACAGCCCGUAGAGACGGCCGCCAGCUGCCAACUUAGAGGCCAUCACAUUUUUGUCCCCGACCAAGUCAGUAAGCGUGGGUUCCUUAUCGACUGCGGUUCUGACAUCUGCUGCUUUCCCCGACCCUUCCUGCACGACAAGCGCCCUUGCACGUCGUUCGAGCUAAGUGCGGUGAACCAUUCAAGCAUUAAGACCUACGGCCGACACCGCCUCAACAUCACCCUCAAAAACCUACGCCGUGAAUUCCCAUGGAAUUUCGUCAUCGCCGACGUCGGAGAGCCAAUCAUCGGGUCCGACUUCCUGGCGCACUACCAUCUCUUACCUGACUGCCGGCAUGACCGACUUAUCGACGCCACAACAGGCCUCUCCGCGCCGGGCCAACGCACGACUACCCAACAGCCCAGCGUUAAAGCUUUCACCGUUGAAGAUCAAUCGCCAUACCACGCCAUCCUCGCAGAAUUCCCUGACCUCACACGACCUAGCGGGCGUCCCCGAGAUGUACGCCACUCAACCGUGCACUACAUCCGCACUACUCCAGGCCCCCCGGUCUCCUGCCGCGCCCGCCGCCUAGCUCCGGACCGCCUUCGAAUCGCCCAAGCAGAGUUUGAAGCGAUGCUCCGCGAGGGUACUGCCCGCCGCUCGGAGGGGCCUUACGCCUCACCGCUUCAUUUGGUGCGGAAGAAGACCGAUGGCUGCGCCCCUGUGGAGAUUAUCACGCCCUCAACGCCCGUACAAUCUCAGACAGGUACCCCGUUCGUCAUAUACAGGAUUUUGCCCACCGCUUACACGGCCGCACCGUAUUCUCAACUCUUGACUUGGUAA
This is a messenger RNA of Rhipicephalus sanguineus (brown dog tick), 864 nucleotides long. RefSeq lists its product as uncharacterized. Lineage: Eukaryota; Metazoa; Arthropoda; Arachnida; Ixodida; Ixodidae. Bases 1 to 864 code for a protein of 287 amino acids. The transcript has a single exon. The record is from RefSeq and is a predicted model, not a curated record.